GUGUUUCCUGGAGGUGACUUGCAAAUUCUCAAGAAAAGGCAAUUAAUCUAACAGCUUGAGAUCAAAGACUCUCAGGAAGACUUAAUUCAACUUGCCGAUAUAAAAAGUGGAAGUUUUCAGAAAAGUUCUGGAGUUACUAAUGAAAAAAUAACAGCCUUAACCUUGAACCAUUGCUCUGUCAACAUAAUGAUGGUGAAGUAAGGUAAAUCAUUAUGAUGGAAGUGCAGGCUUCAGAAUGGCAGUGCAACUGAACCUGCCAGAAAAUGAAAAUGACUGGACAAAAGAGGAUAUAAAUCAAUGGUUAGAAAGUCAUGAAACUGACCAAAACCACAGGGAAAUCUUAACUGCACAAGAUGUGAGUGGAGCAAUCCUGAAAUUGUUAACUAAAAAUCACCUUGUUGGUAUGAGCAUUACACACAAACUAGCUAUCCAAACAAAACACCUACUCAAAGAAUUGCAGAAAACAUCCUCUGAAGAUCCCAUUCAGACUUGUAGGAGGAAAAAGGUAGUUAAAAAUAUGAACUCUGAUGAAAGAGGGAAGUGGAGAACUGCAAAGCAAAAACAAUAAGAUAAAGAGAAGGCAGAUAUGGAUGAUGCCUCUGCAAUGAGUACAUUUACUGAAGAUUCUAAGUCACUAAAAUACGUCAUGGAAGAUGAAAUAGGACACAAGGAAAAGCAGACAUCCAUAGAACUGACCUGUGUAUCAUACCCUUUUGAUGAAUUCAGUGAUCCACAUCAUUACAAAUUGAAAUUUUGUCUACAGCCCAAAAUUGGACCACUCAGUCUCAUUGAUCCAAAUGAGUUCAAAGCCUUUGUGAAUACAGAAACAGCCACAGAAGAUGUUAAGAUGAAAUUUAGCAGUAAAGUUUUCAGAUUUGCUUCAGCUUAUUUGAAAAUUGAUGCAUUAAUUUUGGAACCAAUGGAAAAAUUGUUGGCACAAGCCACAAAUGUCAACAUCAAAGUCCUCACUGACUACUUCAGUCUCAUGAUCCACCAGUACUUUGAAGACCAUCAGAUCAAGAAGUGCAUUGGAGAGCCUGUUUUACUGCCAAAAAGCACUCUACCUGACAGUUUUGCUAUUCAAGUAGAUGUCAUUCCAAAAUGCUUUGAAUGUGAACAUGAUUAUUCCCAGGUUAAAAUGCAAAGUUACAACAAUAGAACAUGGGAACAAAGUCCAAAAUUUUCAGUCUUUGUGUGAGUUGGGGCCAGCUCUAAAAUACAUCAUGAAAAAUAAUGCAGAUUCAGAGCAUAUAAAUUAGAUUUAAAAACAACCGGCAAGUCUAGAAAAGAGACAGAAGAAAAAUACAAAGUAAAAAGCAAAUACACAGAGGAACCACAGCUUUUUAAAUUGUUGACAGGAAAAUAGGAUUUGUUAGAUAAUUCAUACUAUGACUGAUACAGUCUUUUAACCAAUAAAUGCCAUCCGAAUCACAUGAAACACCCAAACUUACUAAAGGAAGUUAAAUGGUUUGCAGUGUUAGAGUUUGAUCAUGAAUCUGUGGCAAGGGGGGUAGUCAAAGCUUACAAAGAAAGCCAAGUAGCAAAUCUUCACUUUCCAACAUUUAUGGAAGGGAAAACCACACCAAAUGAGAUUUCUAGUCUGGAUCUUUAUCAACAACUAAGCUAGAUUUUCGGUAAUGGCAGGUUAGACCCUGACAGUGAAAAACAUGAAUCCUUAGGUCCAUGUUCCUGGCAAAGAGAAAAAAUGUCUAAAGUCAGGAAACUGAGUUAUUCUACACAUUAAGAUUUUGUGACAAGAGGGACAUUUUUGGUGGUAUUCCUAUUACUCUUCUCCAUGCAUGACCCAAGAGAUCCCUUCACUGAGAGCUUUUGGGCUUUCUACCAAGUUCUCAAGGUAAUGGAAAAUAAACUGUGCAUUUGUGUACAUUUACACAAAAUGAACAAACAGCAAGAUGUAUCAAGCCAAUGUAUUUGGGCUUUAAGUUUUGAAGAGAUAAAUGGCCCUGCUCUUAAACUAAACUCUGUGACUCAAUUUUUACAGAGGUUUUUGCCAUGUAUUGGAUCAUCUACCAAAAAGGAAGAUGAUACCAUGGUGGCACUGGAAAUUCUCUGUGAAAAUGAAUGUGAGAGUACAAUCUUAGAGAUGGAAAAAAAUAAACUUCUUGAAUUCAAGGUAUCAGAAGGGGAAGACUUCAGAUGAAAUCAUCAGGUAUCAUGGUAGAACUUCAUAUUUUCUUCUGAAAACUAUUCCUCACCUUUUGUCAAAAGAGAUCAGUAUGACAGACUUGAAGCAAAAAUUCAAAACUAGACAGGUUCUUCUAAACCAGCACAAGUCAGAAUUAUUCAUCAGCAUCAUUACCCAGGCUGUGGUGAGAUUACUUUGGCCAUGUAUAUUCUCUGGGAACUAAGGAAGAUCAAGUGUCAUGCUAAGAAACAGACAGUGGAUUUUUCUGAAAUUGGAGAACAAGUGACUAGUUCAAUAAGCUUUAAUAAGCUAUAUUAUAACUAGUAUAAAUACUUACCUGUGACCAUUUUGAACAAGCAAAUAUGUGACCAUUUUGAAGAACAAGGUAAUGUCUAUCUUCUGCAGGCCUCUAUUCAAAUAACAGUAGCUAAUAAGUACAUUUGAUAUGAAAAACCUCUAGUCAUCAUCCUAAAUUGUAUGAAAUUACAGAAUCCUGAAAAAAGUGCAAAGAUCCCAAACAGUAUUGCCGUAAUACAGCUAUCUCCCAAAGAACAGAGAGCUUUUGAGCUUAAAUUGAAAGAAAUUAAAGAGUAACACAAAAACUCCAAAGAUUUUUAUUUCUUCAUAAUCAUAAAAACCAAUUUGAAUGAAAAGCACAUAGAAAAUGUGGAUAUCCUGAAAGGACAAAAUAUUUCCACCAAGGAAGCAAAGUUCUUUUCUGGCUCUUGUUAAUUCAUGUGUGUCUGGUACCACCAUUCCCUAUCACAGUGUGAAAAGUUCUUAGAAAUCACAAACAAGAAGGCUUUCUGAAUGGAAAAGGACAAAACGGGCACCUACACUACAAUUCUGAUAAAAAUAGAGUUGGUGGAAAUGUGGCAACUACCAUGGAAUGCAUAUUACCACCUUCUGAGUGCCUUUUGCUUACUGCAAGAAUUGAAGAUAAACUAUCACUUGAAUAAAAAUCAAACUAUGCUGGAUAUGUUAACAGAAAAUUUGUUCUAUAAUACCGGCAUAAGGAAAACCACAUUCCAAGAUAUGCAAGCACUGCUGCUCACAAGACAGCACAACAAAGAUGAAGGUAAAACAGAAACUUGCUUCUCCCCAUUCAUUGAGGCAUUACAUGAAGAUUAAGGGAGUGUGGCAGUUAAAGAAGUAUUGUUUGAAAGUAUUCAUCAAUUCAACCCAAAUGCAUUCAUUUGUUAAGCCUAGGCAAGACAUUUCUACGUUAAAGAAAAGGACUUUAGCAGUGCUCAGUGGGACAAAUCAAGCAAAAACAUAGAACCUGACAAUUCUUAUAUGUAUCUGAGAUAAGAUAAUAUAAGAUGGUGGAUAGAGGAUAAAAACAGGGACAUUUCAGUUGAUGAUCUAACUGAUCUUUUGGACUUUACAGCACAUGCCUCAAGUACACUCAAAGAAUCUUGACAGCAAAAUGAAGAUAGAGAGUAUGAAGUGAAGGAAAUGUUUUACCAGAAGUCAGAAAGGUAGUAUGAUACUUACGAUAUUGCUAGUUAUCAAGGAGAGAUGGAAGUUGGACUCUUCACAACCGAGAUUCUCCAGAUUAUUUCUUUUUUUGACAAUAAAAAUGAAUUGUCUGAAAUAGACAUGAAGUUUACAUCACAAAGUAGUGCUAUUCCUAGAGAUCCAAGCAAUGAAUUUAAAUUGGCCCUCAAUAACUUUACUUUAACUAAUUUGCAGUUUUCUUUGAAAAAGUCCUCUGACUUUUUUCAUGGUUAUUUUGUUCUUCUAAAGCCCAGGAACAACAGUAAACAAAAUUAACAGGCAGGCCAAAACUCAGAGAAAGUGGCUAUAUAUUUUAAGAAGUAUGCAGAUAUGUUUGGUCUCAGAGGAACCACAAAACAAAGUCUUGGAUCAAAGCUUAGUUUGCCAUUUCAAGUAGAGCCAUAUUGAAGAAGCCUAGACAUUUUCAAAGCAGACACAUUUUCUGGACUCCUGGAAUAUCUUUAUCAAAAGUCAAGAAUCACCAUGGAAGAUGUAGUAAACAAUCAUACUUUUCUCUUUGAACCAUACACUGUCAGAACCCAGCCCCUAAAACAGCAAAAUUUCACCUUGGCCAACAUCAUUCUCUACUAUAUUAAACCUAACUCCAAAAUAAUGAAACCAAUCGAAAAACUGAAAGAUCAUCUUCAAGAACUCUUGAAACAAACAGGACUGACAUACUUCCUCAUUUCCCUCUUAUUCUGGCCAGAAAACCAACUAGAUCAAGAUUCUGAACAAAAGGGCAAGAAUGCUCAGUCACAGAAGGGGCAAUAUAAACAUAUGUAUCAGACGAAGCGACCAAUUGCAUAUUUCUUUCUUGGGAAAGGUAAAACUAUGAACAAACUUGCUGACCGAAGAAAAAUUGAUGAAUGCUUUGGAAAGACACCUGACAUUAAUUCCUUGUGGCCAAGUAGAAAUGUAUGGAGGGAGGAAAAUAUCCAAGAACUUCUGCUUCAUUUAAAGGCAUGAGCUGAAAAUAAUUAGUUCUAGAUAGAAUAUGGAAUCAAUGAAAAAAUCACAAUACCUGUCACACCUGCUUUCUUGGGUCAACUUAGAAAUGACAGAAGCAUAGAAAAGGUGUCUUUUUACUGGGAUUAUUCACUGCAGGCCCACUUGCUUAUGUUAGGACACUGAGAUUAUUUAAGAGCUUAAUCUUUUCCUUCCAGGAAUGUGAUCUCAGUACCACUUAAAUUUUUUAAACUAAAUGCCUAUACUUUUAAAUAGGCAAAUUUGUAGAUACAGCCCCUGGCUUUUCAGCCCUAUACACACAAUAUUUACAUUUCUUUUUAAGCAUGUUAUGAGUCCUAUACAGACUGUGGUAAAAUAGGAAGGAGUGAGAGAUGUGGAAAGUAUCAAAUAUCUUUGCUGGUUUGGAUAACACCAUCAAAGAAAAGAUAAGAAGGAACUACGAAUGGAAUGCGUAAAAGUGAAUGUAAUAAUUCAGCCAACUGGAAGUCUAUCAUUUCACCCAAUUACCCAAUGAAGGCAAGGAUUAAGGAAAAUCAUCCACUUUCUUUUCAAGUGUGAAAGCUAUGGUUCUGAGACAUUACAGUAUCUAUGAAACAUUUCACCUAAAAAAAAGUGACAACUUCUCAGACUGAGGAGCAACUUUAUUCUUACCAGGCAGACCAGAAAUGUACCAUGUACUUGGCACUCAAGGACCUUUCAAAGCAGAGGACCAACCAGUUCUUUGAAGGCCAUACCCUAGAAGUCAGUUGUUCUUACCAAAGUUGGACAAAGAAUUAGAUUGCCUUUUCAUGCAGGACGAAGCAGUUGAGCAAAAGUAAAAUUUAUCUCUACAGCUAAUAAGCUUAUAGACAUCACUCCAAACUAAUAUAAAUACACCCAAACUCCAAGACUAAUGAAUGAAAAGGACUCUUGAGAAAAGGUUAAUGAGUUCCACACCCAGGGGAUCUCAACAAACUAGCAAGUAUAUAUAUGUACAUAUAUAUAAAACCUAUGUGCUACACAAGCACAACCAGUGAGAUACAAUCAAAAUGCAAUUUUCCCUAAAAAGUUAUGGAUAUGGGAAAAAAAUCAAUGGUUUGUAAAACUUAUGUGAAAAUGAUAAAGAACUUUAUAACAGAUGAAUCAGACUAUCCCAAAUCCUGAUCAACAUUAACAUUUCAGAGAGAGAGCCAGACAUUGUAGGCCUAGAAGUACUAUCAGGGUAUAUACACCACCCAUGACAUAGUCUUGUCAAAUAACUGAACCGGAGGCUGAUCAAGUCUCUGGCUCUUACUUCUAAUUUAAAGGAAGUACAGAUGUUGGCUAUGCUUCAAACUAAUUCCAUGUUUGGGAUAAGGGAAUGAAGAAAAGGAAGUCAAUAGGCAAUGUGGCUGCAACAAAUUCAGACCUGAGUUAAUUGCUGCAAGAUGAAUACAGGGGAGGUCAUUAUACUCUUCUCUCUUCUUUGGACCAUGCUUUUGAAAUUUUCUGUUAUAAAACAUUUGUAAAAGAAAACAAACAAAAAUGCAAUUUAUUUCUGUUUUCACAAUCCCAUGCAAGUUUUUUCACUGGGGGAAGUUUUUCCUUUGCUCCUGCAUGAAAUUUCAGCUCCAAAACUUAUCAGUUCAUUCACUCUUGGUUUAAAAAAGAAAUCCUCUGGUCAAAUAUAAUCUCAGUUCAGAGAUGACAAUGUCUAGUCACAUUUUUCUUUGGGACCACUUCCCACUCUGCCCCAGAUUUUCAUCUACUCCACAUAGAACUGUCUGCUGGAGUCCUCUUGCUCUCUGAGGUGAUUCUUUUGAACUUAAAUUAAAUUAAACCAGUGUAGGCAAGCGCUGUCUCCCCUGUGACCUACCUUGGGUACACAGGAAACACUCAUGGAUAUUUGUUCUGCCAUUGAUAAGGAGUGCAAUUAAUUGCCAGUCUUGGGAAAAACAUGCCUCAUAAAGUCAAGGGGGCACAGGUCAAACAAUCCAAGUAGUCCUCUUGAGGACCCCCUCUCUGUUGGGUUAAGAUGAGAUUCUUGUGGUGACUGGGAGAACUUUUGCCAAAGAGCCUCUUCAUAAACCCUUCCUUCCUCAAUGCCAGCAGUGGGCAAACUACAACAUGUGGGCCAAACCCAGCUGCCUGUCUUUUAAAUAAAGUUUUAUUAGAACAGAGCCACACUCAUUUGUUUAAGUACUGGCUUUGCCUGCUUUUGCAUUGCAACAACAGAGCUGAGUAUUUACAACAUAGACCAUAUAGCCAGCAAAUCUAAAAUAUUUACUAUCUGGCUCUUUACAGAAAAAGUUUGCUAACCCUUACUCUAUGCUGUCAACAUUUUUAUGUCUUUAAUGUAGGUUAAUUGUCUCACUAGUUCUUAGACAUUUACUUUGAAAAAAUGAAUUUUUGAAUAUCAUCUAAUUUUAGUAUCUGAUCUCUAUCAUUUUAGGGCCAAAGUUGAAAUUUAACAACCUUUUAACACACAAAAUCUAUUUUUCACAUUAUAAUAAUCAAGGUCCAAUUUUCCAAGGAACAGCAGAGUAAUGUGUGUGAGUUUUCCUUCUAGAAGUAAAAAAAAAAAAUAAACAAAUUAUGUUGGAUAAAUUCAACAAGCACAUUGAUCUAUCAUAAUUCUCUUUACCCAUUUAUCUUCAUAUCUUCCUUAGAUCUAUGGAAUUUGGUCUUAAUAAAUAGAAAUUUGGAAAGUGAGAUUAGUAAUUCACUCUUCCAUAGGCCAGCAGCUCACAACUGAACAGAAUGCUCUAAGAUAUUUCUCCAAGGGGGCAUAUUCUAUCUCCCAAUUCAUAUAGAGCCUAGAGGGAGAAGGCAUCAAAAUUUUUUAAACUGACCUCUUGAAAGUCAUUGAUUAGGUCAUUAUAAAACAGCAGUUUCCCAACUCAGUGUUCAAAAGGGAAUGUUUAUCAACACUAACAAAACAAAUAGUGGCAUGAACAAAUGUAAUGAACUUCGGAAAAGUACAAAAUUCUGCUUCUGGCUAUUUGGAAUGAGGAUUAGCAAAAAAACUCUCAGAAAGUAAUACCAAAGGGAAGAUGAUUUAUUAAACAAAUAAAAAACUGAUUUAUUUAUCUUAAAAAAUGUACUUCAUUUCCUCACUUAUUUUUAUAUCCCUUGCUCCUCCAAAGGUUUCCCUGCUGCACAACUUGGAACACACUAGAAAGAGUUCACAUGCACUGAAAUGUUCAUAGAUUUUUUUUUCACCUUCUCUAUUGUCAAGAAGCCCAGCUCCAGUUAAAAUAUGUACAGUAUUAUUCUUUGUUCUUUUCUGUAUUUUAAAAUUUAAAUAUGUAUGUACACUAUCAUAAUAUUGUGGCCAAGCUUCCAAUUCUAAGGCAGUUUUUACAGCCUGAAAGUCCUACGUCACCACUGAAUAUGUCUCCAGUAAGUCAAAAAGUGCAUUUCCUUUCAUUAGUGGAAGGAGGAAAUUGUUCAGUUUGAAAUCCAGAAACCUACCUUUUAGUAAGAUGCUAUCAUCAUUUAUUUCUAGUUGCAGGAAAUAUAGUUUAAGCCCAUAUUUUAGUGAUUCACUUAAGAUGAUGAGCUACAAGUAGGAAGGAAGCAGAUGGCACAUUCAAAAGAAGUCAUUUGAAAAGAGUUUAAUAAAGGAACUAUUUAUAAAAAUAUAGGUGAGGCUUAGGGAAGUCCCAAGGGAUCAAAGCAAUACCCCGGGGCUAGCUACUAACAUCAGGAGCCUAAGCUUGAAGGGGCAAGAGACGAGGACCUGUUAGCAGAAGCCAGCAGCGGACAUCAGGGAGAACUGGAGGGAGAU
This is a messenger RNA of Manis pentadactyla (Chinese pangolin), 8360 nucleotides long. Its product is annotated as sterile alpha motif domain-containing protein 9. The record is from RefSeq and is a predicted model, not a curated record. Gene Ontology annotation, cellular component: cytoplasm. Lineage: Eukaryota; Metazoa; Chordata; Mammalia; Pholidota; Manidae. Gene Ontology annotation, molecular function: protein binding.